UUUUUCCACACAUUGAAGGGUACCUUGAAGGGUUUUGACAACGUCAUCAACCUGAUUGUCAAUGACAGCCAUGAAAGAGUCUUCAGCCCGGAUCGGGGGGUGGAACGCGUGCCUCUGGGACUGUCCAUCAUCCGUGGCCAGAAUGUGUAG
Messenger RNA from Hydatigera taeniaeformis, 150 nucleotides. The record is from the annotation of a GenBank genome assembly. Lineage: Eukaryota; Metazoa; Platyhelminthes; Cestoda; Cyclophyllidea; Taeniidae.